Molecule: messenger RNA, 1439 nt
Organism: Haliotis rufescens (red abalone)
Lineage: Eukaryota; Metazoa; Mollusca; Gastropoda; Lepetellida; Haliotidae
Exons: 2
Coding region: 79-960 (293 amino acids)
Source: RefSeq, a predicted model, not a curated record
GGAGAGUGUGGGGAAUGUUGCUGCUUCUUCGUCAUCCUCGGCAUCAACAUCGCCAGUAUCCUCCUCUGCAUCAGGAAGAUGUCCCGCUACCUCCGGAUCGCCCUUAUAUGGCUGUAUGUAGCCACUGCCGUCCUCACUGCCGGACUUCUCAUCAGUCUCAGAGUCUUCGGCACAAACAAGUUCCAGGCCGCGCCAACGGACAUGCGCAAAGUAGAGCACGGCGUCAACAACGCCUUCUGUCAGAGCCUCACUCUCAACUCCAGCGAUCCUUUUGAAGCCUACAGUUUUGAUGGAGAACCGGUGGUGGACCCCAACAAGUUCGAGAAGUUCAAUACAUCAUAUUCUAUGUUUUUAACAGGAGAUACAUACGAAUACUGGGGGUUCUAUUUCCUGAAAGGUUCUAAAGCCGUCGUGGUUUCAUCCGGGGAUGCUGAUAUAUCAGUAUUCAUCAUAAAAGGAAACUCCAAUCUUCAGGCGUGGAUAGACAGCAGAGGAGAAUGUAAUGGAUGCUAUCUCGUCUCUCACCCCACCUCGCCAGACUUCACCUAUACGUUGAACGUUUCACAAAGUGACGAUUACUACCUGUUGUAUUACUCCACCUCACGCUACUUCUUGCCCGUGAACAGCUAUGUGUACAUAAUCCGGACGCUAUAUGACGUCAGUUCCGUCACAUCCAACUGCUCCUAUCAUCCUAACGGCAAACCAUGUUCAUUUGACAUGUCACUUAACCCUCAAAUGAACGUGGUGUACCACAAUGGAGGCAAUGGCACGCAUGACAGCAUCGACAUGUGGGCUGUGUGCAAGAGUCGAGUGUGGAUGUACGUGAUAGUGUUCGCCUUCAUCCCCGCCCUGAUGGCGUCAGGCGUCACCAUCCUCUUGUGGAAGUACUGCAAGGACGAUAGGUCACAGGAGCUCCAGGCUUUGGUUUCUGAGGACAGCUUGCCCCACAACAAGUUUUAGCUGACCCCCGGAUAUACAUGGCACUGUUUUUCUAAUUUGAUACACCAUUCACUGGACGAUGGCUGGUUGGACUGGGCGUUAAUUUGGACUCCCAGUUUCCUUACCAUACAGCCAUAUGACGUCACUGGUUAACACAACAUGUCUGUCCCUAUGACUCAAAUGUUACUUGUUGCAUAGGCUUAGAUUGAUGUAUAAAGAACAAGCAAGUAAACUCACUGUUAGUGACCUCCCGUUUCUUUCAUAUUACUACUACAUAAAGUCUUGACAGAUUAACUGCAGUGAUAUGAACGAAUCGGUGGUCCUCAACUUCUCAACCGCCGAGUAGUGCCAACAAACACUGAUAACACCUUCGAAUAUGUCUAAAAUACAGUCACCGCCUCCGUGGUCUAGUGGUAGAGCGUCUGCCCGGAGAGCGGAAAGUACGAGGUUCGAACCCCUCCCGCGUCAUAUCAAAAGACCCUGUCUGGCGCUCGGCAUUA